This is a messenger RNA of Nestor notabilis (Kea), 363 nucleotides long. It is a transcript of the gene MINAR2, whose product is annotated as KIAA1024-like ortholog. The coding region runs from base 1 to 363 and encodes 120 amino acids. The transcript is spliced from 2 exons. The record is from RefSeq and is a predicted model, not a curated record. Lineage: Eukaryota; Metazoa; Chordata; Aves; Psittaciformes; Psittacidae.
AUGAUAGACAAAGCCCUCGGGAAACACAUUACACCUGUCACCCUGAAAUCCACCAUCAAAAGCAACCCCUUGUAUAGUGAUAUCCAGGUGGAUGAUGAAUUGGAGAAGAAAAAGACCCCUUCCUGGACUGUGCAAGACUAUGACAGACACUCAGUGCAUCUUAACUUGGCCAGCCAAAUAAAGGAAAAUCCUAAUGAUCUACAGUUCUGGAUGGGGGAUAUUUAUACUCCUGGGUAUGAUACCUUGUUAAAAAAGAAAGAGAGAGAAAAAAAGCAUUCCAAAUGUUGCCGAAUCAUCCUGCUCACGGUACUAGCUGUUUGCAUCCUAAUUACCACAGUCACGCUCAGCAUUUUACUCACUUAG